This is a messenger RNA of Trichoderma asperellum CBS 433.97, 798 nucleotides long. RefSeq lists its product as uncharacterized. NCBI's taxonomy places the organism in Eukaryota, Fungi, Ascomycota, Sordariomycetes, Hypocreales, Hypocreaceae. Gene Ontology annotation, cellular component: precatalytic spliceosome. The record is from RefSeq and is a predicted model, not a curated record. Gene Ontology annotation, biological process: RNA splicing.
AUGAGCGAUUCACGUCGUUCUAGGCGGCCCGACAGCCGCCAAAUGUGGGACGAAUCAGAUCGUCGCGACAGGAACCCUCCUCGAGACCGAGACCGGGAGCGUGACCGAGAUCGCGAGCGCGGCUGGGACAAUCGAGAUAGAGGAAAGGGCCGUGACCGUGACCGAGGACGAGACCGCCGCGCCUACAGAUCACGAUCGCGAGACCGACGCGACAACCAGAACGAUCGCUCCAUGUCACCGGAUAACCACCGACGAGAUCGUGGGGGAGACAGAAGCCGAGGCGGCAGAGAUCGGCGCGGAGGACGAGACGGGGAUAGACGAGAGAGCCCUCGCCGGUAUGGCGAUAGAGAUGACCGUGAUGGCUAUAACAGAGACAGAAGACCAAAUUAUCGCGAGGACCGCCGCCGCUCAGCCUCCCCUCCUUCCCACCCCUCCGCUCUCCCCACCCGCCCUCAUCCCGAAAACGACUCUCGAAAGCCUCAGUCCGACGCCGCAAAGCGGACAGGCACGAGAAGUCCCUCACCCCGCCGCGAUCGCGACUCCAGGCGAAAUGCAACCCCUUCGCCCUCCAGAAUGGAGCAGGACGACUACGAUGACGAUAUUGAAGUCGAGGGCCAAGACGAUGACGGCCUCGCCGCUAUGCAGGCCAUGAUGGGCUUCGGCGGCUUUGGCACGACAAAGGGGAAGAAAGUAGCGGGCAAUAACGCCGGCGGCGUGCGGAAGGAGAAGAAGUCGGAGUAUCGCCAGUAUAUGAACCGGCAAGGAGGUUUCAACAGACCCUUGAGUCCGUCACGAUGA